Messenger RNA from Opisthorchis viverrini, 2367 nucleotides. RefSeq lists its product as hypothetical. The transcript is spliced from 10 exons. Bases 1 to 2367 code for a protein of 788 amino acids. Lineage: Eukaryota; Metazoa; Platyhelminthes; Trematoda; Opisthorchiida; Opisthorchiidae. The record is from RefSeq and is a predicted model, not a curated record.
AUGAGUUGCCAUCUCGGAUCGGUGGUGAGGAGAGUUCUGAAGGUCGCCCGCUAUUUGAGCGGCCCUGUCAGCAUUCAGAAAAUUGUCCUCUUUGGAGGCUCUUUUAACGCAUCUUUUGGAUCUACUCUACUGGGAAACCUCAAUUGCCGGAAGUUUCAUUUGAAUUACCACUUUCGGGCCCUGCUCCUCCGUUUACUGAGUCCAUCACCGAAGGCGAUAUCGUCUGGAAAAGGCCUUCGGCGAUCACAUGAGCCUAGUAGAAGUGGUCGCCGAAAUAGAAACGCCCUUUCUGCCGAGAUCAUAAAAACUUUUAGCAGACGACGGUGUCGCAGCCUUUCGGCAUUUUUAGUGGAUUCGGGUUAUUGGCCUAACGUAAUGGCAGCCGAAUCCAUAAAGAAAGAACUGUCUGGGAUAUUUGAACGAUUAAACACGCUUUCUCCCUCCGAGAAAAACAGUCUUCUCGUUUUCUUCAAAUGUUUCUUACCACCGAAUUUUUCCGAUGGAGAAACUUCCGAUCAGCAAUUAACCCAGUCUUCCGAAGAGACUGGAUCCAAGGAAGAGGUUAUUCCUGCGUCAUCUCAGGGAAUCCUUCCAAAUCCUUCGGGUAACACAUUGUCUUUAGUGGACAACAGUGCGAAUUACGCACCAGAUAUGUACAGCUUCCACUGUCCAGCCCAAACACUGGAUAAGAGCGUCAACGUUCCAGAGGAGGGCGUUCAAACGAAUAAAUCAACGGAUGUCUCAUCUGAACAUUCGCCGACAAAUGAAACACCACAGCCGCAAACGAACCGUGUUUCCCUCCUAUACUGUCCGAUCUGUCGGGAGGAGUUCAAUACUUGGCCACUUAUGGAAGAGCAUUUGUACGAGUCACAUGUGACACCAAUCGCACCAGUUUGUUGGCGCUGUCAGGGUGUGUUCGCCAACCACAGUCUGCUUUUAGCUCAUGAGUGUUUUGAUUGGGGUCGGUUGAAUCUUCCAUGUCAGGCCGUCGUGGAUGGUUCUACAGUAGCGACCAGUCGUCGGCGGGCGAUACUACAGAACUCGAGUCACCUGGACUAUCCACCCGAUGGUGUCUUUCUCAAACGACGUUGUGGGUUGUGUUUCAAAUCAACGGCGUUGUUUACCAACUACCACAGUUUUCGUCGUCACAAAGAAUCCGAACAUCCCUCUGACUCCACACAGAUCUUAUCAAAUGCUGUUCGCCCUCGCUGGAACAAACACAAGCGUUUCGAUACGAAUUUCGAGGACGAGUUCUCUCAUCCGCAGUCAGUGGAGACCCUCCGGUCCACACUUCAGCGAUUGAUGACUCAGUUUCAGGCCCAACCGAAGGAUCACUGCGCGAAGUCCAACAAACGUCGCAAGCGUUUCUUUCGGUCGCGCGCAAAGAGAUUGUCUGCAGCCCAAAGUGCGUCGUUGUUACACGCACACUCGUCAAGUUGCACCUCUAGUCCACGUCCGGACUCCGUGACAGACGACGCGACAGAUACACCGGCAGCCGUGCCCAGUAAUGAUUUCAUUGCUCCAUGCUCCACAGGGUUCACGACUGGGACAAACUGUUGGCGAUCAUAUCCUGGUUAUUCGGGAAACAUGUCACUUUCGAAGCGAUUGAGACUGCACCGAAAACGCGCUCCUGUCGUCAGCACCACUCGUGAUUCCCCAUAUUUACGUGGGAGCCGAUACGACAACCCAUAUAACAGAAGCUACGGAACGAUGAUCGGUCGAUUCGCGUGUAAAUGCUGUUCUGCCACUUUUCGUGUGGCUUCUCGCCUCAGGGUGUCUGGCAGUCCUGAUGCAAUGGCUUUUGAUGUCCACGGCGUGGGACUUAUGCUUGGCUCCAGGGUCGACUCUCGUUUAUGGAACAGAAUUUCAGUAAAUCCUCAUCUUUGCGCUGCUCGCCAACACGAGCGUUUAUGCCGUGUUACAUGGAGGCCACGAACUGCAAACCAGAAGUGGGCUCAUUUGGGUGAAGUGGCGAUCAGCUACCAGUGGAGAGUUUUAUUCGAGAAUCUCAUUCAUUCUAUGAGCACACCACCUGACUCUGAUCGUGGCAUUUUGCGUGCAUGCGUAUCCAUUCGCUUUCGUCCCGCAAUGUGCCUGUUGAUUCAAGACCAUUCUGUUCACAACUUACAUGUCUCUAUAGCCCAACGGCAUGGAGUUGGUGAAACGAUCUCCGAAAAGGUUGUGACCUCACUUCUUUCACAGAAAUAUCGUCUCGAACGGUGGGCUGAUCACUUUGAAGGGCAGUUCAGCUGGCUCCUACUGAGUAUAGUUCUGGGAGGACCGAAUGAACCUGAGUGGAACGGUCGACACCAUUUCGCCAUCGACAGGACAAUCCAGCAAGCAAUUGAAUUGAUUCAACCGAACUAG